Cuculus canorus (common cuckoo) is the source of this 705-nucleotide messenger RNA. RefSeq names its product ribosomal protein S7 (gene RPS7). The transcript has 7 exons. Gene Ontology annotation, cellular component: small-subunit processome; ribosome; 90S preribosome. Gene Ontology annotation, molecular function: structural constituent of ribosome. NCBI's taxonomy places the organism in Eukaryota, Metazoa, Chordata, Aves, Cuculiformes, Cuculidae. The record is from RefSeq and is a predicted model, not a curated record. Gene Ontology annotation, biological process: rRNA processing; ribosomal small subunit biogenesis; translation. Bases 83 to 667 code for a protein of 194 amino acids.
GGCUUCCGCCACGAUCUCGGCCGCUCUCGCGAGAGCUCUCCCUUUUCCCAGGCCGGCGCGGAGAGAGAGGCAGAGGAAGGCCAUGUUCAGCUCCAGCGCAAAGAUUGUGAAGCCUAAUGGCGAGAAGCCAGAUGAGUUCGAGUCUGGUAUAUCCCAGGCUCUGCUGGAAUUGGAAAUGAACUCUGACUUAAAGGCUCAGCUGCGGGAGCUGAACAUCACAGCAGCUAAGGAAAUUGAAGUGGGUGGUGGCAGAAAAGCCAUCAUCAUCUUCGUACCAGUUCCUCAGCUGAAAUCCUUCCAGAAGAUUCAGGUGCGGCUAGUUCGUGAGCUGGAGAAGAAAUUCAGCGGGAAGCACGUGGUGUUCAUUGCUCAGAGAAGAAUUCUGCCCAAGCCAACAAGAAAAAGCCGCACAAAAAACAAGCAGAAGCGUCCCAGGAGCCGUACGCUUACUGCAGUGCACGACGCCAUUCUUGAAGAUCUGGUCUUCCCAAGUGAAAUUGUGGGCAAGAGAAUCCGCGUAAAACUGGACGGCAGCAGGCUUAUCAAAGUCCAUUUGGACAAAGCACAGCAGAACAAUGUUGAACACAAGGUGGAAACAUUUUCUGGUGUCUACAAAAAGCUCACAGGCAAAGAUGUGGUGUUUGAAUUUCCAGAAUUCCAGCUGUAAAGUGCAAAAAAUGGCUGAAUAAACAUCUAUUCCUAUAA